Hypomesus transpacificus is the source of this 1650-nucleotide messenger RNA. Its product is annotated as nuclear factor 7, ovary-like. The record is from RefSeq and is a predicted model, not a curated record. The transcript has 7 exons. Lineage: Eukaryota; Metazoa; Chordata; Actinopteri; Osmeriformes; Osmeridae. Gene Ontology annotation, molecular function: protein binding; zinc ion binding. The annotation marks the transcript as partial.
GGUGUCCUGGCUUCGUCCAAAACGUGUCCUGCCGAAGGCUACAUCAAAACCAGUCUCCUGUCCAAGGAGCAGUUCCAGUGUUCCAUCUGCCUGCAGGUGUUUACCGACCCGGUCACCACUCCUUGCGGACACACCUUCUGCAAGGCCUGCAUUGGACAGAGGUGGGAGGCCACAGAGGUAUGCCAGUGUCCCAAAUGCAAUAAAAGAUUUUACGGAAGACCCGAGGUCUCCACAAAUUCAGUUCUAGAGGAGAUUUCCGUGCAAAUCAAAAAAAGGAAACUCCAAGUACCAAAAUGCUUUGCGGAAGCUUGGGAGGUGGCGUGUGACGUCUGCGUUGGGAGGAAGAUCCGGGCUCUGAAGUCCUGCCUGGUGUGUCUGACCUCCUACUGCGAGACCCACCUGGAGCCUCACCAGAGAGUGGCCGGUCUGAAGAUCCACAAGCUGAUCAACCCUGUGGAGAACCUGGAGGACAGGAAGUGUAGGAAGCACCAGAGGCUCCUGGAGAUGUUCUGUAAGACCGACAAGAGGUGUGUGUGUGUGCUGUGCGUCGAGGCAGAACACAAGUCUCAUGACACUGUGCCAGUGGAGGAAUUGGGAGGGAAAGUCAAGGCUGAACUUGGGUCCACGAAGAUGAAGAUUCAGCAGAAGAUCCAGACCAGACUGGAGAAGGUGGAGGAGAUCAAGAAAGCAGUAGAGCUCAGUAAAGUCAAUUCUGAUAAGGAAGUGGAGGACAGUGGCAAGGCCUUCACCGCGCUGUUGGAAACUCUGAAGAAAAGAAAAGUUAAACUCCGCCGUGUGAUACAGGAGAGGCAGAAGGCAGAAGACGAGUGGGCAAAAUACCUCAUCGAAACUCUGGAGGCCGAAAUCGCUGAGCUACGGAAGGAGAGCACUGAGCUGGAGCAGCUCUCACACACCGAGGACCCCCUGCUCCUCCUACAGAGCCGUCCUCCGCUUGGCAUGUCUCUGUCCACUAAGAAGUGGCCCAGGGUCCAGGUUCACACAGACAUGUGUGUGGGUACUGUGAGGAGAGCUUGGGCUCAGAUAGAGGAGACAGUCAAGAUGGAAGUCAAAUCAUUCACCGACACAGAGCUGAAGAGAAUGCAGAGAUUCAAAGAGGACGUUAAGAUGGACGUCAACACCGCAAGCUGCACACUGAAACUCUCUCUGGGAGGGAAAAAGAUCAAAUAUGCCAAAGUGGCCCAGGUGUUACAGGAGCAGCCACAGAGGUUCACCUUCUACUCAGCCGUUUUGGGAGAGAAGGGCUUCAACUCCGGACGCCAUUACUGGGAGGUGACGGUCGGCGCGUACGGGCGGUGGGAGGUCGGCGUUGCCACGGAAAAGGUCAACAGGAAGGACGCGGUCGCAAAGAACUCCCAAAAUGGCUUCUUUGCUCUCUCAAAGAGUGGAUUCUGGGAGUUUGAGGCUCUUUCCUCGCCCUCGACCACCCUCCACCUCACCCCCAAGCCCAGACAGGUGGGCGUGUAUGUGGACUAUGAGAAAGGGCAGGUGUCUUUUUAUGAUGUUACCAUGACGUCCCACAUCUUCUCCUUUUUUGGACAAUCCUUCACCGGGAAACUGUACCCUUACUUCUACCUUUACAGUCUGGCCAGGAAAUCUGAAUCACUGGUCCUUAGCUGAAAUACAUGUGAC